Paramuricea clavata is the source of this 559-nucleotide messenger RNA. The record is from the annotation of a GenBank genome assembly. NCBI's taxonomy places the organism in Eukaryota, Metazoa, Cnidaria, Anthozoa, Malacalcyonacea, Plexauridae.
AUGUGUCUUGACAGAGUUGGAGGACUAGUACACAUCUCAGCCCGUAGUACAGUCGUACAGCUGCCACCACCUACACUCGUCAUCGAACCUAGGGUACAACACGAGGAAGGUGUCCACGCCAACCUGGAAACCCACCCAGGAUUUCGAACAGUAACGUGUCCAAACUACUUUGAAGUUAAAGACGAGAUCAAGGACCAUUCAGAGAAAACGAAGAGCGACGUUUACCGAACUAACCCGGAAGACAAUGAAAUCGGCUUAUCUUGGGAAGACCGCCAGUUCCUUCAUAUUAUAGAGAAAGGGAUUCACAAAAAUGAAUAUGGCAAUUGGGAGAUGCCGCUACCCUUCCGCUCUCCGAAAGUGACGAUGCCAAACAAACGGGAGCAAGCUAUGAGUCGCCUGCAGAGUUUGCUGCGUACCUACAAAAGAAAGCCCCAGAUGGAGAAAGAUUAUUUGGAGUUUCUCGGAAAAGUAAUCAAACGCGGACAUGCCGUUCCGGUCCAACGAAGCGACGUCCCUACAGAACAAGAAGGCAAAUCCACAAGCCCGGAGGAGAAAGCAG